Molecule: messenger RNA, 2135 nt
Organism: Tachysurus vachellii
Lineage: Eukaryota; Metazoa; Chordata; Actinopteri; Siluriformes; Bagridae
Gene: slc38a6
Product: solute carrier family 38 member 6
Exons: 16
Coding region: 188-1555 (455 amino acids)
Biological process (GO): L-glutamine transport; amino acid transmembrane transport
Molecular function (GO): L-glutamine transmembrane transporter activity
Source: RefSeq, a predicted model, not a curated record
ACACACACACACACACACACACACACACACACACACACACACACACACACACACACACACACACACACACACACACACAGACCGCUCUGAACGCUGUAAAUCCUUUUAGUCUUUAUUACCGAGAGGACGAUAAACUAACUAGCGCUGAGAAAGUGUUUAUCUGUGGACGAGGAGAAGAGACGUGAAAAUGACAAGAGACACAGAGAACGUGACAGUACAGAGUGAAGGGGGGUAUCAGCCUGUGGGGGAGGAGGAGGAGGAGGAGGAGACAACUGCACUGCUGGGACAGGAUGCUCAGGUCUCUACGGGUUCCUCCUUCAUGUUCUCCGUGUCUAAUCUGAUGAACGCCAUCAUGGGAAGUGGAAUCCUGGGCUUAGCGUACGCUAUGGCCAACACGGGUGUGGUGGGGUUCAGUAUUUUGUUGUUGCUGGUCUCCAGUUUGGCCGCCUUCUCCAUCCACCUCCUACUCUCACUGUGUGACCAGACAGGUGUGACCUCGUACGAGGGACUGGGAGAGAGAGCCUUCAACAACGCCGGAAAAGUGCUGGUGGCGUGUACCAUCCUGAUCCAGAACAUUGGUGCCAUGGCUUCGUAUAUGUUCAUCCUGAAGAUGGAGCUUCCUCCCACUAUCAGCAGCUUCCUGAGAGCUGAGCCUUCUGGGUAUAAUUCCCUUGUGUGGUAUGAGAAUGGUGUGGUGUUACUGAUCCUGGUCACUUUGUGUGUGGUUUUUCCUCUCGCUCUGCUGCCCAAAAUUGGUUUCCUGGGUUACAGCAGCAGCUUGUCGUUCCUCUUCAUGCUGUUUUUUACCGUUGUGGUCGUGGUAAAAAAAUGGUCUGUUCCAUGUCCACUGCCCAACAACUCCAGUCUAACUCAGAACUCCUCUGUGUCAGACUGCAGCGCUCAUCUCUUCAUCUUCUCCAGUAAGAGUGCUUAUGCCAUCCCCACUAUGGCGUUCUCCUUUUUGUGUCACACUGCAGUCCUGCCCAUUUACUGUGAGCUCCAGCGACCCACUAAGCGGCGGAUGCAGAACGUGGCUAAUGUGAGCAUCUCUCUUAGCUUCCUGGUCUACCUGGUCUCUGCCCUCUUCGGCUAUCUCACCUUCUACGGUCACGUAGACUCUGAGCUCCUGCGUGGAUAUGAUAUUUACCUGCCCCGUGACGUGUUGGUGAUGUCAGUGCGUCUUGCGAUCCUAUUGGCCGUGCUGUUCACUGUGCCGCUCAUCCAUUUUCCCGCCCGUAAAGCAGUGUUAACUUUACUCAGAGGAGAGAGACAGUUCUCCUGGCUGUCUCACUGUGUCUCCACAUUUGUCCUCCUCCUGAUCAUUGAGCUGUUGGCCAUCUACGUCCCUGACAUCAGGAAUGUCUUUGGAGUUGUGGGUUCCACUACAUCGACCUGUUUGCUGUUUGUUUAUCCGGGUCUGUUUUAUUUGCGUGUCAGUAACGACCAUAUCAGAUCUGCCACUUCACUUGGGGCUGUCGCUCUCGUGCUGUUUGGUGUGUUUGUGGGUUUGCUGAGUCUGUGCGUCAUCAUCAUUUCCUGGGCUCAGACAUCCUGACCUUGACCAUUUGACCUCUGACCUCCUCCUAACCUUUGCACAGUUACAUCAACAUCAAUUUAUUUAAAGAGGAACACACAGUUUAGAGCGAGUUACCCAGGGGACUGUUAUUACUGUAACACACAGCUUUACCAAAGACGUCUGGGUCCGGAUUGAUAUAAAAAUUUACGAUUAUCACGAUUGUGUGGAAUAUUAUAGUAAAUGUCACUGAUGGUGAUUAUUGCACAUUGUUUCGAUGUGUACGUGAUCCUGAUGUGUACAUCUGUAUAUCUGCUGCUAUUAUUUUAAUAUUAAUAUCACACACACACACACACUAAGUGGCUGAAACUUACAUUCCAAUAUCAAACCCACACAGGUUUAAUGCAUUCACUGUGGAUCACGAAGUAACUCUGUUCAGAGCCAUUGUUCUCAAGGUUUAUGUACAUCUAAUCAUUGUGUGUCUGUGUGUGUGUCUGUCUGUGUGUCUGUCUGUGUGUGUGUGUGUGUCUGUGUGUGUGUCUGUGUGUGUGUGUGUGUCUGUGUGUCUGUGUGUGUGUUCACGUUGCUGAAUAAUAAAAGGGAUAUGCUGAUUUUUCUAUCA